AUGUCUGACCAGUACUGCCUGGAGCCCAAGACUGAAGCUGACUGCCUUGGAAACAUCAGAGAGUUUCUCAACGGGUGCGCAGCAACUGGAGUUGAGCUGUUUGAGGCACGUGAUCUGUACACAGGAGACAAUUUCCCUCAGGUGCUGAAUACCCUUGCAGCAAUCAACAUAGCGACCGAAGGUCUAGGAAGUGGGGCGCAGCGAAAGCAUGCUGAGCUGGAGAAGGCCUUCUGGCCCUCCUUCUGUCUUUUCCUGUCUCCAAAUCGUGAGAUGGAUUUAGUAAAAAGAAGAGCUGAAUAAUGAAAAUACCCCUGCAAAGACUUUCAGGCAUGUUCCUUCCUGUCACAACAAUGAGGACUAGCAACUGUUACCAGAACAGAAAGGGAAGUUUAGGUCCUGCCCUUCCUUAGAUGUAGCUGCGUGUAAAAGAAGUUGCUGAACUCUAUUCCAGGUAGAGUCUACAAGGAGAACAGAGGAAGUGAAGAAAGUACUGAGGUAGUAAAACCAGGGAGAGCUCCAAAUGGCACUGUGCACAAUGCAGUGGAGAGUUUGACCCGAGGGAUGGCUUAAAUAGGCAGGUCAGGCUGUCCUAGCCCCACCCUGAGGUUCUUAAAGGGGCCCUGCACAGUUCUGUCUGUCCUUACUCCAGGGCAAACCAAGGACCCGGUAUCUUAGGAGAGCUUGCAGUGUCCGCUUCAGGUCAUAUAGUCUUACGGUGUUUUCCCUACGCUUUGUUGGGAGCCCAUCUUCCCCCUUUCCUCUUCCCAGAAGAUCUUAAUAGGGGGCUUCUGAAAUACAAGCUGUUC
This is a messenger RNA of Varanus komodoensis (Komodo dragon), 806 nucleotides long. Its product is annotated as rho guanine nucleotide exchange factor 6-like. The transcript has 4 exons. NCBI's taxonomy places the organism in Eukaryota, Metazoa, Chordata, Lepidosauria, Squamata, Varanidae. The record is from RefSeq and is a predicted model, not a curated record. Bases 1 to 300 code for a protein of 99 amino acids.